AUGGAGGUGAAAAAAGUAUGCAGGGAGGGAAUCCGGUCACAGAAUAACUUAAUGGCGAAGCACGUGAGAGCCAUACCCACAGGCAAGCCACAGGAGAUGGAGGGGGAAGCAGGAUGCGGUUUGAGGGCGAGUGGCAGGAGGCCAUUGACCUGUGACUUAUCAAUACCUCAUUCACGUGCCCAUGGAGUAGCGUCGGCCGCCUGCUCGAGAGGCUUUGGAAUGACAGGACAAGGGCGGUCAAACAGCUUGCACGUGGUGAUAUCCCAGUUCAUCACCGGAGGCUCACUCCUCACCGCCUGCUUCAUAGUCCUGAUGAGCACCUUCAAGCCUUUCUACACCCUGUUCACUCAGAUUCCAGGAAAAGGCGUAGUUCGACAACGUAGCGAAGGUGCUCCCGUGAAUGUGCUGAGUAGUAUUGACGUGAUGGACGUGGCUUUCAACAUGAUGAACGUGAAGGGAGUCGAGUGCAGGAAGCGUGCAGUGUGUGAGUUCCAGAAGGCGGCUUCAGGGAUUCCAGCUUUUGGGAAAAUUGUGGAAAACGCCAGCUCCUUCGUCAGUGGUAUGGAGAAGUACAGAGACGCCCUGGACUCAGGAGCCGCUUUAGAAGACUGCAGCGCCAUCUAUAAGUGUCUUUACUCUUCCACGGGGCCUUCAGGGAGGAUGAGAAGGGACGUUUCUCCUCCUUGGUUCGAGUUAUUCUGAAACAGCGGAAGAUCGUGGAACUAUGUCAGUGACUGAAAUAUCAUCAGAGGCUUGUUUUCUUUUUCAUUGCAAAU
Molecule: messenger RNA, 776 nt
Organism: Penaeus monodon (black tiger shrimp)
Lineage: Eukaryota; Metazoa; Arthropoda; Malacostraca; Decapoda; Penaeidae
Exons: 5
Coding region: 1-702 (233 amino acids)
Source: RefSeq, a predicted model, not a curated record